Molecule: messenger RNA, 2010 nt
Organism: Thermochaetoides thermophila DSM 1495
Lineage: Eukaryota; Fungi; Ascomycota; Sordariomycetes; Sordariales; Chaetomiaceae
Product: cholinesterase-like protein
Exons: 3
Coding region: 1-2010 (669 amino acids)
Source: RefSeq, a predicted model, not a curated record
AUGCGCCUCGCCGGGUUAGCUCUGGCCCUCGCCAGCUUGGCGGCCGGCGAGCACCUCAAGAGGCUCGACACCAGCCUGACUAUCAUCACCAAUAACGACCUGCAAGGGUCGAAUAGCCCAUACGCGGACUCUGCUGUGAUCCUCACGGAUCCUGUCAGCCGUGAUGCAUCCAGGGGCGUUUGUUCAAGGCUCAAUGAGAAGCUGUGGCAGCCGGUCAAGAGCAAGAGGGUGAAGAGAGCUAGCUCUUCUCUCUAUUUUGCAGACUAUCUCAAGUAUACUGGGGCUGCCACCUCCUCAUCAAAGUUUUGGAUCUCCAACUCUGACGCCGUUGACACCAUUGGCCGUGUCACUAAAGGCCCAUCGUCGGCGCAGUACCAAGCUUUAUGCACAAACACGGCACCAUACUCGAACCAGAGUUUUCAAGACACCAACGAGAAGUGGCAUAUCAGUCUGGACGUGAACAAUCAGACACUCACAGGCUUCCGUGACCGCUUGUCGUUCCGCUUUCUGGGCAUUCGUUAUGCACCUCAGCCCCAGCGAUUCGGUUAUCCAACCCUGUUCAAGGGCUCUGGCGAGUCAGUCUCUGCGCUUGAAUAUGGUUCGCAGUGUUUCCAGUGGGGUUCGGGAUCUGAGGAUUGCUUGUUCCUGAAUAUUUGGACACCAUAUCUUCCGAACCCGAACAAAAAGACGAACAAGAAGACCCUCCGUCCCGUUGCCUUUUGGAUCCAUGGCGGUGCCUUCAUCGGCGGUACUGCAAACGAUGCUACAUUUGAUGGCGCCAAUAUGGCGUCUAGGGGCGAUAUGGUGGUUGUCGCCAUCAACUACCGUGUUUCUGCUCUUGGAUUCCUGGCUCUCAAUGACGGCGUCACCAAUGGCAACUACGGUCUGGCAGACCAGAUCACUGCACUCGAAUGGGUCAGGCAGCACAUCCAUCAUUUCGGUGGCGACCCUGACCGAAUCACCAUCUUCGGCCAAUCCGCUGGUGCCGCUUCAGUUCGGGCCUUGAUCGCCUCGCCGAAAUCCGUGGGCAAGUUCUCCAACGCGAUUAUGCUCAGCAAUCUCGGCGGCAUCCACUACGGUACGACUUACUCCCGCUACUACACCAUCGAGGAGCAAGUUGCCGUUGCUGCCAAUCAGCUUCUUGAAGCUACUGGCUGCUCGAACGCCGCUUCUCAGGUUGAGUGCCUGCGCCAAGUGCCCGCUUCUACGCUCAGCACCUUCACUGAUGUUCGCUUUCUGGUUGUCGAUGGCACAUAUCUCACCUCACGUGAACUUCCCCUUGAUAAGGGCAAGCGCUAUCCGGUCAACCUUAUGAUGGGCAUUACCCGUGACGAUGGUGCACCCUUCGUGUCCUACCCGCAAACCACUAACAGAACCGAAUAUCUCGCUUCUGUGGAUCUACCUAACGUUCCUCUCAAGCUCUUCCCCCAACCAAAUACCGGCAACGGCACUCGGGACGUCUUCUGGGGCACCUCGCGCAUCGCGACCGACGGAAUCUUCCGCUGCGCAGACCAGGCGACCGCUUUUGCGGGCCUUUCCAACAAUCGUUUCGACAAGGUCUACUACUACGAGUUCGACCGUACCUACCAGCCAGGCGGCUGGCCGGAGCUGGAUCUGUGCAAUGCACCGCGCAGCGCCAAGUUCCCGCAUGGCGACCCAUCCAAGGACUACCUCAGGUGUCACUCAGGUGAGCUGUACUAUGUGUUCGGCAACCUCCACCGACAGGGUCUGCCGAUGCGCGAUGACGGCGAUCUGCCAUUUGAGCAGUUCGUUACGGACUCGUUUGUGAGCUUUAUCCGCACGGGUGACCCGAACCCGGAUGAGGCUUAUCUGAGGGCUAAAGGCUACACUGAGACUCUGAAGCAGCUCAAGAUUAGCGGAACGUGGAAGCCAAGUGUGAAGGGCAGGUACAGUCUGCGGGUGUUUGACUACCCUAAGAGCAGGAUGGAGCCGUUUAGGGAUAUUCAGCAGUGCGAAGCGCUUGGGCUGGGGUUGGGAUAUUAUAUGUAG